Patiria miniata (bat star) is the source of this 3662-nucleotide messenger RNA. Its product is annotated as zinc finger SWIM domain-containing protein 6-like. The transcript has 13 exons. Lineage: Eukaryota; Metazoa; Echinodermata; Asteroidea; Valvatida; Asterinidae. The record is from RefSeq and is a predicted model, not a curated record. Bases 1 to 3024 code for a protein of 1007 amino acids. Gene Ontology annotation, cellular component: Cul2-RING ubiquitin ligase complex. Gene Ontology annotation, molecular function: zinc ion binding.
AUGGGUACCUGUGAAGGAUUCCACCUCAGCGGCACCGUCACGGAGCCGGGCAACCAGCUCUACAACGAGCCCGAGCAGGUCCACCGCGUCUCCAUCAGCUUCGACCGCUGCAAGAUCACGGCCGUCACCUGCACCUGCGGCAACCGGGACAUCUUCUGGUGCCAGCACGUGGUGGCGCUCUCCCUCUACCGCAUCCGCCAGGCCGGGAGCGUGCAAUUGCGGCUGCCCAUCUCGGAGACGUUGCUCCAGAUGGACCGGGAGCAGCUGCAGAAGUUUGCCCAGUAUCUGAUCACCGCCCACCACACCAAUGUCUUGCCAACCGCUCAGCAGCUCGCUGAUGAGAUCCUUCAGUCCAAAUCUAGAAUCAACCAAUUACCGGGUGCGCCAGACCCUACAGCGGGUGCCAGCAUCGACGACGACAGCUGCUGGCAUCUAGACACGGAGCAAGUCCAGGAACAAGUCAAGCUGUACCUCCAGCAAGGGGGUUACUACGACUCAGAGAAGCAACUCAACUCACUAUUUGCCAAGGUAAGGGAGAUGUUACGAGUACGGGACUCCAAUGGUGCUAGAAUGUUAACGUUAAUCACAGAGCAGUUUAUGGUCGACCCACGGUUACAACUCUGGAAGCAGCAGGGAACGCCGAUGACGGACAAACACCGACAACUCUGGGAUCAACUCGGUUUGCUCUGGAUGGUUGUGGUUAUGAAUCCCGGCUACUGCCAGAGGGAGAAGAUGACAUGGAAGGAACAGCUGCUCCAUUGGGGGUCCAACGACCUUUGCCCCCUGGAAGAUGCGGACGCGAGGAACAACUUGACGAACCCGUCGCUUGUGGGUGUUUUAAAUCGUCCCCCAGCCGUCGCCGAUGCAGACAGACCUCGUACCAUCUUCACCCGAGCCAUUGAAGCCUGCGACCUCCAGUGGAUCGACAGUCAUCUGCAGGGAAUCCUCAACAAUAAACUCUACCACAGUAUACACCACGCCGACACGGAGUUUGGCGGCUUUGACAGGGAGGGUCAUCCUCUCUGGUCUGAGCAUCCACCCACAGCGUGUGCCAGAGUAGACGCCUUACGAUCGCACGGCUACCCCAAAGAUGCCUUGAGGUUAGCCGUAAGCAUCGUCAGGAACUUGAAGAAGCAGCAAAGAGACAGCCUUAAACAACUCAGACCAUCGGGGAGAAAGGGCAAGCAUCGGAAGGCAUCCCAGAGUGCCGCAGCCUCCAACGAGUCAUCGCACAACGCCCGGAGCAGUCCUGCGGAGGCCUGGGUCGGACAUCCCCUGGAUCCGAUUGGCUGCUUGAUGGAUACGCUCCUGGACGCGUCCUUGACCGUGGACAGCAGUACCUCCAGCGCAGAAUCAAGCAAUGCCGACAUCCCAGGCAGCAGCUCCUCGCUGCGCCAGUACCGCCACGUGGCCAUCCCCGUUUCCCGCAACCAGCAAGAGACCUACCUGACGUUAGCCUACGAGGUGGUCCUGAUCGGCCUCGGCCAGCAACGGGUCAUGCCCAUGGGGCUGUACGCCCAGGACAAGGCCUGCCACGCCGAGGAGGAACUGAUUGCGAGACACCGAGAGAUUGCCAUGGAUCCCAUGCUGGUGGCUGUGCUGCAGAGGCAGGCCACGACGCUCAUGGAAGGAGGCCUGUCCAGCGGUCUUGGCUACCACGUCCCGCCUGAGAGUGUUCCCAUGCACACCUUCGGCCGCUACUUGUUCCAGACCCUGCUGCCUUAUGAUGAGGAUCUGGCGUACAAAGUAGGGCUAAGAGCUAUGAGACUGCCGAUUUUAGAGGAGGUAUCAAGCAACCCGAGCAGUGCUGCAAACAGUGUGUUGAUGGGCCGCUACCCGCGGUGGUUUGUGCUGGGCCACAUUGAGUCGCAACAGUGUGAGCUCGCCAGCUGCAUGAUGACUGCUGCAAAAGAUGAUGUAUGUCGCUUACGGACAGUCUUGGAGGCCGCCCAGCAUCACAUCCACAGUGCCUCCCAGCUCUUCAAGCUCGCCCAGGAAGCCUUCAAAGUGGCCACGCCCGUGGACGGCCCCACCCACUACACCCUCCUCAAGGCGACCUUUGACCUGGGCCUGCACAUCAUGCGCAUGACGCUCUCCAACAUGAACUGGCGGCGCCGGGAGAUGGUGCGCUGGAUGGUGACCUGCGCGACGGAGAUCGGCGUCAGCGCGCUGGUCACCAUCAUGCAGUCGUGGUAUUCGCUCUUCUCCCCCACGGAAGCCACCACGAUGGUGGCCACGACGGUCAUGUCGCCCAACACCGCGGUGCGGUUGAACCUGAAUCUGACCCAGCAGGAGGAACUGGCCCACUACGCUCGCAGCGUGGCCUUACAGUGUGCUUCAAAGGACCCACCGUCGUGCGCGCUCUGCGCGCUGACGCUCUGCGAGAAGGACCACAUUGCCUUCAAGGCGGCCUAUCAGAUCGUGGUCGACGCGGCCUCCGGGCCCAUGAACUCAUCCCAGCUCUUCACAAUCGCGCGGUACAUGGAGCACCGCGGCUACGCCAGCCACGCCUACAACCUGGCCGUGCUGGCCAUGCGGAACUUAACGUUGGGCUACAACCAGGACACGCACCCUGCCAUUAACGACGUGUACUGGGCCUGUGCGCUGAGUCACUCACUGGGCCGAGACCAACUCAGCAAUAUGAUCCCCCUGGUGGUAAAGAGCGUGCAAUGUGCGUCCGUCCUAGCAGAUGUCUUACACAGGUGUACCUUAACAGCACCCGGCAUGGGCUGCCUUCCCGACGGCAAGCGGCGAUGCAUCAAGCUCUUGCCGUACGACAAGGACCCGAUGCGGCAACUCCUGGACGCGGCCAUCGCGGCCUACGUCAACACCGCCCACUCCAGACUCACGCACAUCAGCCCCCGCCACUACGGCGACUUCAUCGAGUUCCUCAGCAAAGCCCGAGAGACAUUUCUACUGGCCCCCGACGGCCACAUACGCUUUGCGAAACUCAUAGAGGAUCUCAAAGUCAUGUAUCGGGGCAAGAAGAAACUCAUGCACCUGGUGCGGGAGCGGUUCGGAUGACAAGGGGCAGAUGAUAAAGUAUCUGCAAUCUCCGUUAAUAACCCUGACCCUCCUAGAUCCUUCGAAAUUCCUCCAAGAAAGAUUUUGGAGGAUUUUGUAGGAUGGAGGGAGGUACAUGUUGAGCCCAGCCACUAUCACUUUCCAUGAUGCUUUGUAACGCUUGAAAGGUUAAAGAAUAGUGGAGGAUUUGGGAGAAUCUGUCACUAGGAAAAAUAUCCUGGCGAGUUGGGGUUGAUUAUUAAGCCUGUCUCGAUAUAGAUAUUUGUAGUUAUCACUGAUAACUAUUGUUUUUUAAAUUUUGUAAGAUAGGAGAAAAUUUGGGUCACAGUGCAACAUGUUUUUUUUUUCCCAAGGGUAUUUGAAUAUUUGUGUCAACUCACUACCACAACUGUACCCGGUCCAUUCUGGUUCAUACCAGUCUGAUCCAGUUAGUUCUGGUUCAACCACGUCCGGUUUGAACCGGUUUACACUCGCUGACUUGAUGCAUGCGUGGAAACACUGUGCAAUGCUAUUCGUGUAUUUUCUCGUCUUUUUGGGGGGCUAGGAUCUGAAUUUCUUCACAAGGAAUACACAUUUCCAUGUUGUCCACACACCGCAGACAAAAACUACCGUAACAGUAUUAUUUAAAAAAAAAAAAA